Molecule: messenger RNA, 950 nt
Organism: Gigantopelta aegis
Lineage: Eukaryota; Metazoa; Mollusca; Gastropoda; Neomphalida; Peltospiridae
Exons: 6
Coding region: 98-742 (214 amino acids)
Source: RefSeq, a predicted model, not a curated record
UUCCUAAACAUAAUUGCUCUCCGAUUGUAUAAAUUGUUCACAUACAUCGGAGAAAACCGAUAGCCGUACCAGAGCAUUCGUUCACAACAUCCACACCAUGAACAGCUUUUUAAAGAUCCCCGUCCUGGUGAUACUUGCCGGUCUGGUGAGCAGCAUCCGGGCUUCGACGAACUGCAAGGAGAUGAAUACAGAAAUAGAGAAGUGUUUUCUUCAGAUCUACACCAUGUACGGCUCCACCUCUACAGGACAGGUCCAGUUGAGCGAACUCAGCGAUUAUCAACAGCUGGACGAAAUAUGCGAAGAGCUGCAGACUUCUACCGACUGUACUGAGCGUAUAUUGAAUAAGUGUCACGAAGCUCAAGUGUCGGACAUGAUAAUAUCUACACUGACCGACACUUUUGGCUAUAUCUGCGGAGAGGGCAGACACACACUGAUUGAAGAAGUGAGUUGUUGGCAAAACCCGAGUUUCCAGUCCAGUCUUACUACCUGUGAGCACGAAUCCAAGAUGGCCGCUCAAAGGGCAAGAUCAAUGAGCGACGUUUGUGGCAUCUUGUCUGACUAUACAACCUGUGUUCAGAACGAAGUGACGUCACUAUGCAACGAAAAGGCCGGCAACUUCAUCUACAACGUGUUCAACCACGCGACGGCAGCGGUGACCAAACAGAUGGGUUGUGCGGCACAUUUAAUCCACACACGUUCCAUCAUGGGCUUGCUUUCUCGGCGUGGUGCCCAGAAGAAAUGAUCUGGCAGAUCGGAGAGAAAAAAAAAACGAAUGUGAAAAUUGCCAUUAUUCUGAACAUCAAGGCAGCGAAUAUUACUUUAGUUUUCAUUCAUUAUUUAAAAUUAUUCACUGUUCGUAUUAAAGGCAUAUUGUCACAGACCACUGACCUAUUUGUCUAACAAAAUAUUACCUGAACAAAAAUUAUUUGAUUUGUCCCUAAAUGUACUUU